This is a messenger RNA of Spirometra erinaceieuropaei, 738 nucleotides long. Lineage: Eukaryota; Metazoa; Platyhelminthes; Cestoda; Diphyllobothriidea; Diphyllobothriidae. The record is from the annotation of a GenBank genome assembly.
AUGCCACCGCAUACCUAUGCAUGUUCACGUCUCGCUCCCCUUCAUCCGGGCAACUUUGUCAACCGGUGCAUACGCAAAAUGGACGAAAGGCCCAACCGCAGGGACACCAAAGUUUGGCGAGCGCUUCCAUAUGUCAAGAACAUUUCGGAAAAUGUUGGCCGCCUUCUCGCACCGCUGGGGGUUGGAGUUGCACACAGGCCAGAGGCAACCAUCAGGCGUCAACUGAUGAAACCAAAAGACCCACUGCCACGGCAAGAAACGUCUGGAGUCGUUUAUCGGAUCUGGUGCAGUUGCGGACAAAGCAAGUACGUCGGAGAAACCGGAAGACAGCUCCGAACGCGGAUGGCCAAACACGCUGCAGCAGUGCGGAGAAAUGACGCCAGCUCUCAAGUUGCGGCUCAUUCGACGAGUUCCGGCCACACAUUCAAAUUUGACGGGGCCGAAGUUCUCGCAAGAGGUGACAACCGCGUGAGCCGGGAGCUGCUUGAGUCACGGUUCACUGGCCCUCAGUCUAUUAACAAGUGCAAUGAUCUUCCCAUUCAAUACAGCGUGCUGAGACUUCGUCUAGGCGGAGAAAUUGGCCACGCGGAGAGCGCCCUGAUGAACACUCUUCCCAACACCCGGGUCAGCGCGUCAGAUGGUCCAGCAAUCAUCACACCAACAUCCAACGCACGUGAUGAAAUUGCAGCAAUUAACGACGCGAAUAUCGACCAUCACGCCACGUGCAACGAUCCCUGA